This is a messenger RNA of Solanum dulcamara, 2757 nucleotides long. Its product is annotated as 1,8-cineol synthase, chloroplastic-like. The record is from RefSeq and is a predicted model, not a curated record. Gene Ontology annotation, molecular function: terpene synthase activity; magnesium ion binding. The coding region runs from base 99 to 1577 and encodes 492 amino acids. The transcript is spliced from 7 exons. NCBI's taxonomy places the organism in Eukaryota, Viridiplantae, Streptophyta, Magnoliopsida, Solanales, Solanaceae. Gene Ontology annotation, biological process: diterpenoid biosynthetic process.
UUAUUUUUCAUUUCAACAUCGUACAAAAGAUAACACGUAAUUCUAAUAGCUAUAUAGCAAAGUGCUAAGCUCAUAUGGCUAGUUGACAUAAACUGGAAAUGGCAAUGCCGACAAUCAUUAUUAUCUCUGCAUCAACAUUUAUUAGCAAACCAAAUUUAAUUUGGAAAUUAGAGGUUCCAAAAUCCUGCAUUUCUAAUGUCCCAGUUCGACGAUCUGGAAAUUAUCAACCUUCUAUUUGGGACUAUAAUCAUAUCCAAUCUCUGAAGAAUCAUUAUUCUGACGAGAAAUUCAUGAGACGCCGCGAUGAACUGAAGAUGGAAGUCAAGAUUAUGCUUAGUGAUCGUAACAUGAAUCAAUUGGAGAUUAUUGAUAAUUUGCAAAGGCUUGGAUUAUCUUAUCACUUUGAAGAUGAAAUUUGCAACAUUUUGAAUAACUUAUGUGACAAAAAUAGCAAAAGAGAGAACUUGUAUGCUAAAGCUCUGGAAUUUAGGCUCUUGAGACAACAUGGAUUUAACAUUUCACAAGAUAUUUUUGAUGGUUUCUAUGAAAAUACAGCUGGUUUUAGUAAUGAGGAUAUAAAAGGGGUGUUAUAUUUGUAUGAAGCUUCAUUUCUUGCAAUAGAAGGUGAAAAAGAGUUGGAGUUAGCAAGAAAUUUGACAGAAAAACACCUAAGAGAAUAUUUGGCUGAUCAUCAAAAUAAAAAUUAUAUGGAUCAAAAUUUGGUUGAAUUAGUGCACCAUGCCUUGGAACUUCCAUUGCAUUGGAGGAUGUUGAGAAUAGAGACAAAAUGGUUCAUCAAUUAUUACAAGAAAAGACAAGACAUGAUCCCUUUCUUGCUUGAGUUUGCUAGCAUUGACUUCAACAUUGUUCAAGAAGCUCAUGUUGAAGACUUAAAAUAUGUGGCAAGGUGGUGGAAGGAAACAUGCUUAGCAGAGAAUCUGCCAUUUGCUAGAGAUAGAUUGGUGGAGAAUUUUUUUUGGACAAUUGGAGUAAAUUUCCUUCCUCAAUAUGGAUAUUUCAGAAGAAUUGCCACAAAAGUUAAUGCUUUAAUAACCACAAUAGAUGAUGUCUAUGAUGUUUUUGGUACUCUGGAUGAACUACAAAUAUUCACUGAUGCCAUCCAAAGAUGGAAUAUCGACGAGUUGGAUAAACUCCCAGACAAUAUGAAGAUGUGUUAUUUUGCACUCGACAACUUUAUUAACGAAGUGGCUGCCGAUGCUUUCGAAGAGCAAGGCAUUUUCAUUUUACCAUAUCUAAGAAAUGCGUGGAGAGAUUUGUGCAAAUCAUACCUACGAGAAGCAAAGUGGUAUUUCAGCCAGUAUAUCCCAAGUAUGGAAGAAUAUAUGGACAAUGCCUGGAUUUCAAUAUCAGCUCCAGUAUUUUUAGUACAUGCAUAUUUCCUAGUUGCCAAUCCUGUAAACAAGGAGGCUUUGCAUUACUUGGAGAAUAAUUAUCAUGACAUAAUUAGUUGCUCAGCGUUGAUAUUGAGGCUCGCCAAUGAUUUAGGAACAUCAUCGGACGAGUUGAAAAGGGGUGAUGUUCCCAAAUCAAUACAAUGUUACAUGAACGAAACUUAAGCUUCAGAAGAAGAGGCUCGACAACAUAUUAGGACUUUGAUUAGCCAGACAUGGAAGAAAUUGAACGAAGCUCAUGAGUUAGCAGCACACCCCUUCCCUAAGAUAUUUGUUACGUGUGCUAUGAACCUAGCAAGAAUGGCACAAUGCAUGUAUCAGCAUGGUGAUGGCCAUGGAAGUAAUAACUCCACGACUAAAAAUCACAUCAUGGCGUUGCUCUUUGAAUCUAUUCCUCCAGGAUACAAACGUUCUUCAGCAGAACUCCUCUCGUAACUGAUUCUUUCGUUUCUUUGGGUCACUCCUGGUGAAAAAAUGAAAUAAAAAAAGAUUAUGAUGUCAAAAUCUUGCGCCCUUGUUUUUUCAAUUUCCCGGCUACUGCGUGUUGAUUAUACUUAUUUAAGUACGAUGUAUUUGUAUAUUCUCUUUUUUUGCUUUUUUUAUGGCAUCAUCCGGGUUUUCAAGACCCGGUCAAGGAAUUGGAAAAUUCCAUGAAUGGAUUUCUCUGAGCACAAAAUAGAGUGUUUAGUUGAAUAAUCGUUGGUGUCGAAAUGGAGCAACAAGAGUGGUUGGACAGGCUAGGAAGCAUUUCUUUUACUCUUCUAUGUCUAUUAAGUGUUUUGAUCCUUGCGCCGAUUCUCGUCUUUCGUCUUUUCUUUUGUGUGUCGAGCGAGUUUGGAAAGAAGGUUCCCGGUUGGCUUUGUAUGAAGAAUCCUAUCUUUCUAGCCCUAAGUGAGCCAUAGAUUGUGAGUGAGCUUUCGAGGAGUAGAGAUCGAGCGUCGAAAUACCAGUGGAUCAUUUUUUCUUUAUUCAAUAUAAUUAUUGAAAGGAUAAAGCGGAACAGACGCUUCUCGCAAACAGCAACUAUCCAUAGCGAGAGAGAUCCCUUGUCUAUGGUCACUAGAGAGAAAUUCAUGAUCUAGGGUCAGUGGAUUGGAAAUCUUAGUAGGUCAAAUAGUUGGUUAUCAAAACCUUCACCUUGUUAGUAAGAUUUCGAUUCUCCUCCUUAUAAUCCCCUCCCCUAUUUCUCCUUCACCUACCCCAUUCUUAAGGGGGGGGGGGGCGAGAAUGGUCAGUGGGUUCAGAAUGCAUAGUACAUAAUAAGUUACUCGUCUCGUUCUAAAAGGAAGGGAAAACUUUACAUGGCUCCUUUCUCAGAACUAUGGAAAUUUUAACUUUUGACAAA